This is a messenger RNA of Candoia aspera, 5786 nucleotides long. It is a transcript of the gene GSK3B, whose product is annotated as glycogen synthase kinase 3 beta. Gene Ontology annotation, molecular function: tau-protein kinase activity; ATP binding; protein serine/threonine kinase activity. Lineage: Eukaryota; Metazoa; Chordata; Lepidosauria; Squamata; Candoiidae. The transcript has 12 exons. The record is from RefSeq and is a predicted model, not a curated record. Gene Ontology annotation, cellular component: cytoplasm; cytosol; axon. Gene Ontology annotation, biological process: negative regulation of canonical Wnt signaling pathway; extrinsic apoptotic signaling pathway in absence of ligand; regulation of microtubule cytoskeleton organization. The coding region runs from base 312 to 1613 and encodes 433 amino acids.
UCGCAUCAGAAAGGGGCGGGGAGUGACCGGAUUGUAGGGCUGGGCGGAGGCGGCCGCGAGCCCUGGCGCUGCUGCUGCUGCUAAUAGGAAUGAAGAGGAUGGUGGCCUGCUUACGAUAAAGCGAAGUGGAAAAGGGGCUGGGAAAAGACUAAAGGGGGGCGCCCUCCUUUAAGGGUGGGGGGGCUGAUCUUUACGUUCUGCUUUUCUUCUCUUCGCUGAGAGGACGAAACGGAGCAGAGAAAAGGAAGGAAGAGAAACCAGAGGAGGAGAAAGUCGAUCCGGUAGGGGGGAAAAGCUAACAGCUAACAACCAUGUCAGGGCGCCCGAGAACCACCUCCUUUGCAGAAAGCUGCAAACCGGUGCAGCAGCCUUCAGCCUUUGGCAGCAUGAAAGUUAGCAGAGACAAAGAUGGCAGCAAAGUGACUACAGUAGUAGCAACUCCCGGACAAGGUCCAGAUAGGCCUCAAGAAGUUAGUUAUACAGACACUAAAGUGAUUGGGAAUGGAUCUUUUGGUGUUGUUUAUCAAGCCAAACUCUGUGACUCAGGAGAGCUGGUUGCCAUUAAAAAAGUUCUGCAAGACAAGAGAUUUAAGAAUCGAGAGCUUCAAAUCAUGAGAAAGCUUGAUCAUUGUAACAUUGUCAGAUUACGUUAUUUCUUUUACUCCAGUGGAGAGAAGAAAGAUGAGGUAUAUCUUAAUUUGGUGUUGGACUAUGUUCCUGAGACAGUAUACAGAGUGGCAAGGCAUUAUAGUAGAGCCAAACAGACACUCCCCAUGAUAUUUGUGAAGUUGUAUAUGUAUCAAUUAUUCCGAAGUUUAGCCUAUAUCCAUUCCUUUGGAAUAUGUCAUCGGGAUAUAAAACCACAGAAUCUUUUGCUGGACCCUGACACAGCUGUCCUAAAACUUUGUGAUUUUGGAAGUGCAAAGCAGCUAGUUCGUGGAGAGCCUAAUGUCUCUUACAUCUGCUCUCGAUAUUAUAGAGCACCAGAGUUAAUUUUUGGAGCCACAGAUUAUACUUCUAGUAUAGAUGUUUGGUCGGCAGGUUGUGUGUUGGCAGAAUUAUUACUAGGGCAACCAAUUUUCCCAGGAGAUAGUGGUGUAGAUCAGUUGGUGGAAAUAAUUAAGGUCCUUGGAACUCCCACAAGAGAACAAAUUAGAGAAAUGAAUCCAAACUAUACUGAAUUUAAAUUUCCUCAGAUUAAAGCACAUCCAUGGACUAAGGACUCGUCAGGAACAGGACAUUUCACCUCAGGAGUACGGGUCUUCCGACCCCGCACUCCACCAGAAGCAAUAGCUCUAUGUAGCCGUCUGUUGGAAUAUACCCCUACUGCCCGCCUGACUCCACUGGAAGCCUGUGCACAUUCUUUCUUUGAUGAAUUACGGGACCCAAACAUCAAACUACCAAGUGGGCGAGAGAAGCCCGCACUCUUUAACUUCACUACCCAAGAAUUGUCAAGUAAUCCCUCUCUGGCUUCAAUUCUCAUACCUGCUCAUGCUCGGAAUCAAGCCGCUGUUUCAACCCCUACCAAUACUUCAGCAGCCUCAGAUUCCAGUGCAGGUGAUCGAGUUCAGACCAAUAAUGUAGCUUCAACAUCAGCUUCCAACUCCACCUGAACUGAUCUCAAGCAGCAGCUUGUACAGGAACAAUCACCAGUAAUUUUGAGUCUUACUCAGCAACACUGGUCACAUUUGGAAAGAAAAUGUAAAAAGAAGGGGAAAAACUGUUCAUUAUAGUGUUGGAUUUUUAAAAAUUGUUGUUCUUAUUUAACCUUGUAAAAAAACCAGUUUCAUUGUAUGCUCACUCUGCAGGCUCUUUGGGGCAUGGGAAUAAGUGGGGCGGGAAAAGGGAAAUGGAUUGUUAGAACACACCAAUUUCUCUUCCCAUGACAAUCUUCUAAUUUCAGACAAUUGCUGUUGUGUACUUUAGAAUCAGGAAUCUUAUCUGACGCCCUCCAACCAUCACCGCCAUCACCAGAAAAAAAAGAAAGAAAGAAACCCCUCAUUCUGCUGAAGCCUUGUAUUUUUUAAGUGAAGUUUCAGUUUUUGGUGUAGUGCACAACUUGAAUUUGGUUAGGAGUUUAACAGAAGUUGCUCAUCUUGAGUAUCAUUUGCUGGAAUUAAAUGUCUUUGUGUUGGGUGAGGAGGAAGAACAAGAUGAGGUGCUAUAAUAUGCUGAAUUGCCAAAGGGAACUAUGAAGGAGGGGGGGAGUUACAGUGUGAAAAAAAGCUUGAAAUAGUAAGGAACAAAUCACCUUAAAUUUCAUUUGCCUCUGAAGAAUUCUGCGAACAUAUACUUUUGGCUUGAAUGCACCUAUCCCAGUGUUUUAGGAGUUGGAUAUUAAAAGAUCUGUAAAUCAUAGAAGAAAGCAUGACCAAUCAUAUCCACACCUCAGUAGAUGGGAGUAGGUGUGCAUAUCCCUCCAUGCGCAGAAAAUAUAAAGAUCCUUCUGCAUUCUGUUCAUUCAUUUUGAUUCUAAAUUGACUUCUUUCUUGAAGAAGCAGACUGGGAAAAAGAUGCAAGGGAUAUAAUGUGAAUGGAGAUAAUAUUUUCAUAGCAUAUAGAGCUUUUAAGUUGAUAGGUUAUUUAACAGGUAGAUUUAAACCCCAGUUUGAAUUUAUAUUUAAAUUCACCUUUUUCAGCCUUUUCCUUUCUAAUCUUUCUUUACUGGUUUUCAGAAGUUGCUUUUGUCACAAUGGAGAAUAUUAAUCUCUAGACAAAUAGUUUAUUUGCUCCAGCUGUCAAGUGUGUCUGUGUAUAUUUGUGUUAUGUAUACGUACACAUAAGCACGCACACGUAUACAUAGUGCUACUUUUUAUUUUUACAUCUAGAAAUACUCUGAAGCAGAAAUGCCUGUUUCCUGUGUCUUUGUUCUGGAUUAUUAAAUUGUGGCCAAAGGUCUCUCUGACAUGAAAGCAAUAUGCCUUGGAUGGUUUGAGAAAGGUUUUGAGAAAGAAUGUCAUUACUAAUGCAUGAAGCACUAAUGGGUUCUUGUGACUAGCUCCCUCUUUGAUUUGAUAGCUAUGCUUAUUUAACUUCCAUCAAAUUAACUGUAGUUUACCUUGCAAUAUCUUUCAUUGGUGAACCUUUUGAAAUUAGAUUUGGGCCAAGGAGAGCAAGUAGUUUAUAUUCAUUUCUUAGGUGUGAAGUCAUUGAGGGAAGAGAAAUAAGCCCUCAUAUGAUGAAUGGGGCAUGUCCGGAAAGGAGUGGUGGCCUCUCUAAAAAAAAAAAUCAGAUGGCUUUAAAGACCAUUCACAUCAUUACCUAAACCAUUUUUAAGAGCCAUGAGCGAGACUGGAGAAGAAUCCGUAAUGAAUGGGAGGCCAGGAAGGUCCUCUUGCUUCAUGGAAUGAGCCCACAGGUGUCUUCCACGUUGAGUGUACGGCCAUCAUAGUCAGAGCUCAAUUUUGUAGUCAUGGUAGCAAGACAGUCUGAAUUCAGAAAGGAGAUCUUAGGAGGAUUUGUAUUACUUUCAUUGGCUGAAGUCUAAUAGGGGAGAAUAAUAAAAAGCUUUAACACUUUUUUUUAAUGUAUAUGUCUCUCUGUGUGUGUGUGUGUGUAUAAAAACUAGGAUCCUGAUUUUUUUUUCCUAAGGAUCAUGGCAGAACUGCAAGCAAAAUUUUAUAUAAAUCUAGAUCCAGGUGUUUCAGUAUCGUUUUUUUUUUUGUAAAUAAACUGACAAAAGCUCCUCACCAAAUUCAAGUUUGUACAUUAGUUCUUAAACUUUUAAGUUUUAUUGCUUUAUAUGUAAAUACGUGGACACAGGAACUGUUAUUAAUGAACAAAAGUUACCAUUCAGGGCAGUUAAUUUGUUUUAAUAAUCAGACAAAUUGUAGACAAGCUUUUUAAAGCCAUAUAGUUCUAACUAUGUACAGUAGAUAACUGGCCUGUAUUAUUGUAACAAUAACUCUAGCAAUGUAUAGUGUAUCUAUAUAGUUUGGAGUGCCUUUGCUUCCAUGAUUUUUUUUCUUCCUUUUUGUAACAGAUGCCUCAUAUGUGCAGAUAUGCUUCCCUUCUUUCAGCCAUUUCAUGGUCAGUAGCAGCAUUAAAAGAAAAUGCCUCCAGACAUCCAUGGCUGUACUCAUCCUGCUGAACUUGAUAGCAGCGAGUCACAGCUCAGCAGCACCUGGAUGGCCACCAUUUUCCCAGUACUUUGCACACUGAUUUAAACAUAUCCCCACUGUAACUGGUUUCAUUAUAUAGAUGACACCUUGGUAUCUAAAUGACAGGUUUACAUUUUGCAAAUUUUUGCCCAAUAGGCUCUUCAAGGGGUCUUGUAGACCACUGCUUCAUAGAGCUUUUGCUUGGCCAUGUGGUUUAUUCAGACAGAAUUGGAGAUUGUAAAAAAAGUAAGCAACUGUAUUUGGGGAGGGAAGAACUGGGAUCACAUACAUACACCUGUAUUUUUUAGAUCUAGAAAUCUUGCAAGCUUUUUUGGACAGAAAGUUGUGGUAGUUAAGUGUCUAUAACCAUAGAUUAUCACUUCCCUUCUCAUUUACUUGCCAAUUUUUUUUUAAUGAACGUUAAUUUUUGUGCUCAGCACAAAGGCCUUGCUUUUAAAACUCUGCUCAUAUGUAUAUUCAACUUUGUUAAUAUUCUACAUGAGGUUUUCUUUAAUGGCAAAAUGCUGAACUUUUUAUCAAACCAAAGGUUGCUUUUUUUUAAAGCUUUUUGUAACCAUCUUCUGUUCAUUCCAGUUAGACAGAGGAUGCCAUUUUUCUGGUGACAUAAAGGUCAGUGAGAGUAUUUUGUUUCUGACAGUCCACUCAGAAUUUAAAUUUUAUGGUUUGUUUUUAAAUGAAGUACCGUAUAGUCUCUGAAUCUAUCCUUUGUCUGCGUUGCAAUUGUGCAUAACCCUGAGAUGGCAUUAAUGAUAUUCUCUGUGUCAUUGACUGAACGUCAGAAAAAAGGCACUAGUAGUAUUAAUUUUGAAGUAUGUCCUUUCAAACAAAGGUAUGGAUUUUUUUUCAACAGAUUAUUUUAAUGUCAUCUAGCUGGUGCUUGAACAAGCUUCCUUCUAUGAAUAAGCCAAGUAAUAGUUGAUGUCUGUAAUAGAUGUUAAUUUGAAACAAUCCCAAAUUAAAAAUGUUAUCAGCAUUUUUCUCCAUUAAAUAUCUUAGCCUCUACAGAUCAAAGCCAGUAAGGAAAAGCACAGUUAAGUUAUCUAGCCCAAGACUGAUAUUUUUCAGAUGUGCGCAUCGGAACACCUUUUAAUUCCCAAUAUUUCUACAGGAACUAAUUCCUUGCUUCAUUUUGCAACAAGGCAAUAAAAGCAAAAUGACUGGUACCUAAAGGGUUAGCUUGAGAUAUGUCUCUUCCUAGUGUUGUUUGUUCUUGGUUUUUUGGAGAAAAAUACAAAAAACCAUUUAUAUAUAUAAAUAAUAUGCUUGCUUGUAAAAUUUGCAUUUGUUACUAUGUUGCUGAUCACUUGGGCUUGUACACACAAUUAGCGUGAUCACUUUCAUCUUAAAAGCAGAGUUCUAAAUAUAUAUAUAAUGGACUGUGGGUUGUAUACAAACUAUUGCAUACACACGCAAAGCUGUCUUGAUUCAAAGAAGCAAAACAUGUAUACCGUUAUUACUACUUGAAUGCCUCUGUGACUGAUUACUUUUUCAUUUUAAGUAUAAACUUUUUUGUGGUAUGUAUGCUUAAUGUUCAUUAUUUUAUCUCCUCCCUUCUGCUCCUUUGUAAAUACAUUAUGUUCUGUGUGACUUGGUUCGGAAAUAGUUAACUGGUACUGUAAUUUGCAUUAAAUAAAACGUAGGUUAGCCUGGACAUGAAAUUUAAAA